GUUCAUAGUGGACAUUUCACUGUUUCAGUGAAAAUUAUAUUAACAAAGACCGGCCAUUUCUCUCUCUCUCUCUCCCCAUCCUUUUGCCUGCUUUGCUUUGGUUUUACAGAUCGGGUUUUGUCUGGGUGAAGGAAGAAGAGGGGAGGGGAGAGGAGAGAGUGAAGGAGGGAGAAAAAAUCUCGGCCAUAGAUUUGCAAUCCUCUGUUUUUUUUUUAUAAAUAGGGUUUUUGGGGGUUUAGUAACGCCCCUUCUGGCCUCUCUGCUUACUCUCUUUCUUCCUCUGCUCUCGCCUUCUGCGCUUCACAUCUAUCUAUCUAUCUUGUUAGGCUUAUCGUUUGGGGUUUUUUUUUCUUGGGUCUUUCCUCUCCUUGAAGGGAAACGAGGAGGAAGACAGGGGGAAGAAGAGAGCUCUCCACUGUUCAGGAGUCGUGGGAUUUAUGUCGGCUGGAUUUAAUUUGGCUGUGAUUGGGGCUCCGUUGAAGCUCUCUGGUAUUUUGAUUGCUGCUUCUACUAAAGUGACUGUCUCCGACGCCGUCAGCUCUCUCCACUCUGCCGUUGCCGCUCGCAGACGCUGCUGCUUCCCCUGCUUUAUGCGACUCUGCUGUUCCCAGCAGAGAACGGUGCUGAGGUCCUCGUUUGAUUCGAUGCGUUUGAGGCCAAAACGGACUUCUUCUGGUAUUGUGGAGUGCUUUGGGGGUUUUCACAUAAAUCGAUUUUCUCACUUAUUCUUGUUCUUGAGAGGGGGUCUCACUUGAUUAUCCCUCUGGUUCUUCUCCCCUGAGCAUUAAACCCUUCUUUCUCUUUCUUCUCUCUUAUUUCUAUAGACUGCUUCUAAUCCAACUGAGAUUAUACUGCUCUGAUUUCGUUUUGGUGAGAUCAAAAAAACCUUUCUGGGUGUCUAUUGAGGGGUUUUGGUGAGUGGGUUCUGAGAUUUACCAUGCCGGGGCCUGUAGAACAACAGCUGAUGGUCUCACCGGAGACUUUGCAGGGAGUUCUUACCAACUCUUCCCCUUCUCAGGACUCCAUGGAGUCAAGGGUUCGGAAAGUCCGAGUCAUAUAUCAAGAUCCUUAUGCUACAGAUACCGAUUCCAGUGAUGAUGAAUCGGAGUGCCCUGUUCCAGCUUUGAAGAAAAAGUCCAAAUGUUUUGUCCGUGAGAUUUGUGUCCCUGCCUUAUCCCCUUCGCAGAGCACUGUUGAGCAGCAGCUGCAGGAAUCUUCCUCUCAAGACAGCAGCAACAACGACGACACCAGGUCCAAAAACCCCAUCAAGAGAAGGGUGUUGGCCACCGCUCGGUCGUUCUCAAAAGGACCCAAGAAGCCGGUGGGUGUUAGGCAGAGGAAAUGGGGGAAAUGGGCUGCUGAGAUUCGAAACCCCCACACCAAAUCCAGGGUGUGGCUCGGUACUUUUGCCUCUCUUGAAGAGGCUGCUCAGGCUUACGAGGACAAGAAGCGAGAAUAUGAUGCUUCCUUCCCUUCGGAAGAUCACCAGAAAAGUCUCAACAACAUACUGCCUCAGUCUCCCUGUGCAGUUGCUACUGAUGCUGAUGAUGUCACUCCCUCCAACAGCAAGAGUCAUCCACCUUGUGGCUCGACUACCAGUGAUACUGAUUCUCACAGCCUUGUAUCCCAUACUUCUCCAGCAUCUGUCCUCGAGGUGGACAACUGCGUGGUGUCAAUGUUGAACUGCGGUUUUGACAAGGGAGAGUGCUUUGACUUCAUGGAGGAGGAAGGUUUGCAGGAUACUGCUCUUACUGUUGAAGACCUUGAGAUACCUGAUUUGAGCUUUAUUGACGAGGCAUUGGUGUCUACUUGUCCCGUGGUUGAUCAAGAUCUCGACUUGGGUGUUGAUUUCACCAACCUCAUUGACGAGUUUGGCAGGAUGUACGAUGAUUACUGUGGCAUUGGGGAUGACCUCGACUUCCUGGGGUUUGAAGGAGGAGAAAUGCUACCAACUGAGCUUCCUGAUUAUGAUUUUGAGUUCAGCAGUGAGGAGUUUGCCUACUUGGAUGAUCAUCAACAGCAACAACAACAACAACAACAACAACAACCCCUCAAUAUUGCAUGCCCAUAAGUUUUGCAGCUAGGAGAGUUUUCCAUGUUCAAUUUAAUUUCGUAUCGUAAGUCAUUAUUAUUAUUAAUGUAUUCGUUGAAAGACAAAAAAAAGAUGGGUUCUGUUCUGUAAUAGGCAGAGAGUGAGGAGAUCUCAAGAACACCGCUCGACAAGCAUUGUGGUGUUCUUUUCUGAGAAAGGUUUUGGCGGAGUGAGUUUUGUUUAUCACUGUUGUUCAGUUUUUUGUCUGGUUGAGAUGGUGAAGAUGUGCAAGGCCAUCUUCACUCUUGUCUUCUGUGUUUCAAUGUCCAGGAAUGAAUCCUUGAGGGUUUUGCUGGUGCUGUAAAAGCCGUCCCAAAAUGGGUUUGUUCCAUCCAGUCUUGUAAGUCUUCCUCCCCAGAGCAAUCGUUGCUGUGAACUCUGGCGGAGGGUAUUGGAAGAGAGAUGCUUAAAGGACCCAUUUCAUUUUCUCUCAUGUUUCUACUGAAAUGGAACUGUUUGAUCAUAGUGUUAAACUGGGUUCUUUCUGUCUUCUUCGUUUUCUAUCGUUGCAUUACAGUUACUUCUGAAGCUUUCAUUACUGUUGUCGAUUGAUUGUGCUGUGCAUUAAUAGUUUGUCUCAGGUGGAGGAUGUGGGUAUUG
Molecule: messenger RNA, 2692 nt
Organism: Linum tenue
Lineage: Eukaryota; Viridiplantae; Streptophyta; Magnoliopsida; Malpighiales; Linaceae
Source: the annotation of a GenBank genome assembly